Molecule: messenger RNA, 6502 nt
Organism: Dendrobium catenatum
Lineage: Eukaryota; Viridiplantae; Streptophyta; Magnoliopsida; Asparagales; Orchidaceae
Product: endoribonuclease Dicer homolog 1
Exons: 19
Coding region: 513-6299 (1928 amino acids)
Biological process (GO): siRNA processing
Cellular component (GO): cytoplasm; nucleus
Molecular function (GO): ATP binding; RNA binding; ribonuclease III activity
Source: RefSeq, a predicted model, not a curated record
UCCGGACGCCCACUCUUAUAAGAAAAAGAAUCACCGUCUCAUUCCUCCUCUCCUCUCGUGUUCUGCCCGCGGACUCUUCUCUCUCUCUCCUUCUCACGCUCUCUCCUGCGAAUCCAGGAGUCAAAAGGCAAGCCACGGAAAGGUGAUACCGAAAAGAUAGGGGGGAGAGAGAGAGAAGGAGAGAGAGUGAAGGAGGGAGAGAGAGAGAGGGUGAGGGUGAAAGGAGGGAUGGAGGAAGCCAAGAGAGUGAUUCGGGAAAGAGAACUGUUAUAGAGAGGCCGAGAGGGUGGCGUUUUUAUACCGCCGAAUGGUUCCUUAACUGACGAGACUAAUCAAAAUCCCAUCUUGCGCACCGCGCUUCUCCUUUGCGUGAUUCAUACGGUAUAUCACCGCCUCCCUCUCUCCAUCUCUCUGGCCUGGUCAGUUGGUUGCCGGUUAUCAGGCAUCCAGGCACGAGGUAAGUCCAAGGUUUGUCUGUCUUUUUUGCUUCUUUGUGGUAUCGGCAAGGUGGGAUGGGAGGCGAGUCGGCAUUACAGGGGGCCGCCGGCGCUCCGGCUUCUUAUUGGUUCGACGCCUUGGAGGACGUAGACGCCCUCUCCGGCAUCGAAUUCGCCGAAUUUGAUCCUUCCGUGCUGCCCUUCUCGCUCGAUCAGCACGCACCGGAAGAUGGCUUCAUUAUGGAGAUUGACCGGAUCCUGGAGAGCAUCAAUGGAGAUCAGCCCGUCACUCUGCCACCUCGGGAAGCCACCGUGCAGUCUCUAAUGCCUUCUUCAGUGCCUGCAGACAUCCCCGUGGACGGUUGGAAGUCGGAGGAUCGAGCAGGUUUGGGGGGAAACGGCUCAGCCUUGGUGAAAAGGGAGCCAGGGGCACGGCUGGAUCUCAAUGAUGGGAAUGUGGUUAAUGGCGACGGUAGAUAUGGGAAGAGAGCUCGUGAAGCCAGUUUUCGAGCGGAGGAGAGGAGCUACCCAGCUGGCCGACACGACCGGUACAGGGAAUUGCCGCUAGGCAGGCGUUGGUUCCGCGACAGGGAUGAUAGGAAGCGGCGGGAGGGUGAGCGUGGAAGAAAAAGGGACCGGGAUGGGGGAGAGUUCAGGGAUAGGGAGAGGAUGGAGAGGCCGAGCAAAGGUUACUGGGAGAGGGACCAUCGGUCCGGUAGAAUUGUCUUUAGGGUUGGCUCUUGGGAGGCAGAAGCCAACCGGGAGACGAAAAAGGCCAAGUAUGACAGUGUGGAGCAUGUUAGGGGGAGCCCUGAGAAGAGGGACGAGGAGAAGGAAAAGCCGGCUGAGGAACAAGCGAGGCAGUAUCAGCUUGAAGUUCUUGAACAGGCGAAGAAGAAAAACACCAUUGCUUUCCUCGAGACUGGAGCAGGGAAGACCCUGAUUGCGGUUCUACUCAUGAAGAGUUUGUGCGCUGAGAUGAUGAAGGAGAACAAGAAAAUGCUGGCAAUCUUCCUAGUGCCCAAGGUUCCUCUUGUUUACCAGCAAGCGGAGGUGAUUCGAAAGAGGACUAGAUUUAGUGUUGGGCAUUACUGUGGGGAGAUGGGACAAGACUUCUGGGAUGCUCGGAAAUGGCACCGCGAGUUUGAAUCAAUGCAGGUUCUUGUUAUGACUGCUCAAAUUUUGUUAAACAUUCUCAGGCAUAGUAUAAUAAAAAUGGAUUCCAUACAUCUUCUUAUUCUUGAUGAGUGCCACCACGCAGUUAAAAAACAUCCAUAUUCGUUGGUAAUGUCAGAGUUUUAUCAUACAACUCCAAAGGAGAAAAGGCCAGCUGUUUUUGGUAUGACAGCAUCUCCAGUCAACUUGAAGGGAGUCUCUAGCCAAGAAGAUUGUGCUAUCAAGAUUCGAAAUCUUGAAAGCAAACUGGACUCCAUAGUUUGUACUGUCAAAGAUCGCAGGGAACUAGAAAAGCAUGUCCCUACGCCAUUGGAAACUGUUGUGCAUUAUGACAAAGCAGCUAGCUUGUGGUCUUUUCAUGAGCAGAUAAAACUUAUGGAAGCUGCUGUAGAAGAAGCUGCACGUUCCAGUUCUAGAAGAAGCAAAUGGCAAUUUAUGGGAGCCAGGGAUGCUGGAUCCAAAGAAGAACUCCGUCUUGUUUAUGGUGUUUCUGAAAGAACUGAAAGUGACGGUGCUGCUAAUCUAAUUCAAAAAUUGAGGGCCAUCAACUAUGCAUUGGCCGAACUUGGCCAGUGGUGUGCUUACAAGGUUGCACAUUCAUUUUUAACUGCUUUGCAAAAUGAUGAGAGGGCGAAUUACCAGCUUGAUGUGAAGUUUCAAGAAUCUUAUCUGAAAAAAGUUGUUACUUUAUUGCAAUGCCAGUUAUCUGAGGGCGCCGUAAUUAAUGAUUGUAAUAAUCCUACAAUUAUAAACAAUACAGAUGUACAUUCUGUUGAUGACAUUGAAGAGGGAGAGCUGCUAAAUAGUCAUGCUGUCUCUGGUGGUGAACAUGUCGAUAACAUUAUAGGAGCUGCUGUUGCAGAUGGCAAAGUUACUCCUAAGGUUCAGGCAUUAAUUAAAAUACUUCUCAAGUAUCAGCAGACUGAAGAUUUUCGUGCUAUUAUCUUUGUGGAGCGUGUUGUUGCUGCACUUGUUCUUCCAAAAGUGUUAUUGGAGCUUCCAUCUCUAAGUUUCAUAAGAUGUGCCAGCUUGAUAGGGCACAACAAUAAUCAAGAAAUGCGGACAUGCCAAAUGCAGGACACAAUUUCAAAGUUUCGUGAUGGUCGAGUAACUUUACUGGUGGCAACAAGUGUUGCUGAAGAAGGACUUGACAUUCGACAGUGUAAUGUGGUCAUAAGAUUUGACCUCGCCAAAACUGUUUUGGCAUAUAUCCAAUCUAGAGGUCGUGCUAGGAAACCUGGAUCCGACUACAUAUUGAUGCUUGAAAGGGGAAACUUGUCACAUGAGACAUUUUUAAAAAAUGCUCGCAAUAGUGAGGAAACUUUGAGAAAAGAAGCCUUAGAGAGGACAGAUAUCAGUCAUCUUAAGGGUAACCCAAGACUUUCUUCACUAGAAGCUGUGCCUGACUCCAUUUACCAGGUUGAAUCAACUGGUGCUGUUGUGAGCUUAAAUUCUGCUGUUGGGCUUAUCUACUUCUAUUGCUCUCAGUUGCCAAGUGACAGGUACUCCUUGCUUCGUCCUGAGUUCAUUAUGGAAAGGCAUGAGAGACCUGGUGGCUUAAAUGAAUAUUCAUGCAAGCUUCAGCUUCCCUGCAAUGCUGCAUUUGAGAAGCUAGAGGGCCCUCCAUGCACUUCAAUGCGCCUUGCACAGCAAGCUGUGUGUUUGGCUGCUUGUAAGAAACUACAUGAAAUGGGAGCAUUCACUGAUGCGCUUUUGCCAGACAAGGGAGCUGGAGAGGAAGGUGAGAAAAUUGAACAAAAUGAUGAAGGUGAUUCUCUUCCGGGGACUUCACGGCAUAGAGAAUUUUAUCCUGAAGGUGUGGCAGAAAUUCUCCAGGGGGAAUGGAUUUUAAAUGGAAGAGAAGGUUGCCAGGAUUUAGCUGAAUAUCAGCUGUACAUGUAUGCUGUAAAAUCUAUCAAUGUUGGAAAUUCUAAGGACCCAUUCCUCUCACAGGUUUCUGAUUUCGCGAUACUUUUUGGCAAAGAGCUGGAUGCAGAGGUCUUAUCGAUGUCAAUGGAUCUUUUUGUUGCUCGAACUAUGAUAGCAAAUGCAUCUCUUGUUUAUAGAGGACCUGUUACUAUUACAGGAACUGAGUUGGCUACAUUGAAGAGUUUCCAUGUUAGACUUAUGAGUAUUGUUCUUGAUGUGGAUGUUGAUCCCUCAACCACUCCUUGGGAUACCUCUAAAGCCUAUCUUUUUGUCCCAGUCAUUGCCGCAAAACAUUUUGAUGCAUCAAAAGAAGUUGAUUGGGCUCAGAUUGAACGUAUAGUCUCUUCUCAUGCUUGGCUUAAUCCACUACAGAGGGCGCGCCCAGAUGUCUACCUUGGUACUAAUGAGAGAACUCUUGGAGGAGACCGUAGGGAGUAUGGAUAUGGAAAGCUACGUCAUGGUAUGGCGUUUGGACAAAAACUUCACCCUACAUAUGGUAUCAGGGGCGCUGUGGCACAAUUUGAUAUUGUAAAGGCAGCUGGGUUGAUUCCUCGCCGGCCAUCUGUAGAGUUCCUUGAUGAUAGAUAUCGGUUCGGCAAAUUAUAUAUGGCUGAUUGUUGUAUUGAUGCAGAGGAUCUUUUGGGUAAGAUUGUCACUGCUGCACACUCCGGGAAAAGGUUCUUUGUGGAUUCUAUACGCCCUGAUAUGAAUGCAGAGAAUUCAUUUCCCCGGAAGGAAGGCUAUUUAGGGCCUUUGGAAUAUAGUUCAUAUGCUGACUAUUACAGGCAAAAGUAUGGGGUGGAUUUGAUGUACAAAAAACAACCUCUGAUACGAGCACGCGGUGUGUCAUAUUGCAAGAAUCUCCUUUCCCCAAGGUUUGAACAUACGGAAGCACCAGAGGGAGAAUCUGAAGAAAAUCUUGACAAAACAUACUAUGUUUUCUUACCUCCUGAACUAUGCCUCAUCCACCCGCUUCCUGGAAGUCUUGUGCGAGGAGCCCAAAGAUUACCCUCAAUCAUGAAAAGGGUGGAGAGUAUGCUUCUUGCUAUUCAGCUCAAGGAAAAGAUCAAUUAUCCUGUUCCAUCUGCCAAGAUAUUGGAGGCUUUAACAGCUGCUUCAUGUCAGGAGACAGUCUGCUAUGAAAGGGCUGAGUUGCUAGGUGAUGCUUAUUUGAAAUGGGUGGUUAGCAGAUUUCUUUUUCUCAAAUAUCCACAGAAACAUGAGGGUCAGCUUACGAGGAUGAGGCAGCAGAUGGUGAGCAACAUGGUCCUGUAUCACUAUGCUUUGAAUAAAGGUCUCCAAUCAUAUAUCCAGGCCGAUCGUUUUUCUCCGUCCCGAUGGGCUGCUCCUGGUGUGCUUCCUGUCUUUGAUGAAGAAACAAAAGAAUCUGACUCAUCUAUGUUUGGUGAAGAAUCUCAUGGUUGCGACUCUGAGUCAAAAAAUGAUUUAUAUGAUGAUGAUUCUAUAGAAAAUGGCAGGGAAGAUGGGGAGAUCGAUGGCGACUCCAGUUGCUACAGAGUACUUUCUAGCAAAACACUUGCUGACGUUGUGGAAGCCUUAAUUGGAGUUUACUAUGUUGACGGUGGAAAGAAUGCUGUUAACCAUCUGAUGCGCUGGAUUGGAAUUCAAGUGGAAUUUAACCUUCAGGAGCUACAGUUUGUAAACCCAAAUGCAAUUCCUGAAAGUAUAUUGAGGGUUGUUGACUUUGAUACACUUGAAGGCAUUUUGAAUGUAAAGUUUAAAAAUAAAGGUCUCUUGGUUGAAGCCAUUACACAUGCCUCAAGGCCAUCAGCUGGUGUUUCGUGUUACCAGAGGCUAGAAUUUGUUGGUGAUGCUGUGUUGGAUCACCUUAUAACACGGCAUCUUUUCUUCACCUACACUGAUUUGCCUCCCGGACGACUUACGGACCUGCGUGCUGCUGCGGUUAAUAAUGAGAACUUUGCCCGUGUUGCUGUUAAGCACAAGCUCCACCUCCACCUUCGCCAUGGUUCAAGUGCUCUAGAGGCUCAGAUUCGAGACUUUGUGAAGGAUGUUCAAGAAGAACUGUCAAAGCCUGGAUUCAAUUCCUUUGGUCUGGGAGAUUGCAAAGCUCCCAAAGUUCUUGGUGACAUUGUUGAAUCCAUAGCUGGUGCAACUUUUCUAGACAAUGAUCUUGAUACUUCAGUUGUUUGGAAGGUUUUCCAGCCUUUGCUGCAACCUAUGGUGACCCCAGAAACACUUCCUAUGCAUCCAGUUAGAGAACUCCAAGAGCGCUGCCAGCAACAGGCAGAAGGACUGGAAUACAAAGCUUCUCGCAUGGGUAAUCUGGCCACAGUAGAAGUUUUCAUUGAUGGAGUCCAGAUCGGAGCAGCUCAGAACCCUCAGAAAAAAAUGGCGCAGAAGUUGGCAGCAAGAAACGUACUAGCCAUACUGAAGGAGAAGGAAGAAAAGGAGAAGAAAGAGAAAGACAAGGAGAAUGAAUUAAGAAAAGAUGGCCAUAAUGGAGAAAAGAAGAGUAAUAACGGUCAAGUAUUUACCAGGCAGGCUCUUAAUGAUAUAUGCUUGCGGAGGCAGUGGCCAAUGCCACAUUAUCGCUGUGUAAAUGAAGGUGGCCCUGCGCAUGCCAAGAGAUUUGUCUACGCAGUUCGUGUUAACACCACAGAUCGUGGGUGGACUGAUGAAUGCAUAGGGGAGCCAAUGCCCAGCGUUAAGAAGGCGAAGGACUCUGCAGCAGUUCUUCUUCUCGAGCUUCUGAAGAAAGUUUAUCCUGAAAAUUAGAAGCUUAAUUGGUGUUUCAUUUUAACUGAAAGUUUCUGGCUAUUUGCUUAUCUAAAAGCUUUUAAUUGGCUGUGAGGAAUCUUCCAUUGUCAUGGGAGCUUUUCUAGCUGAGAAAACGUAAUGGAAAUUUUUUGCGUUGAUGUAUCAAUAUUAUGAGAUGACUUAAAUGUAAUUGGCCUGUGAAAGAUCUGCUUUUUGGCUUA